This is a messenger RNA of Dendroctonus ponderosae (mountain pine beetle), 2519 nucleotides long. RefSeq names its product neuroendocrine convertase 2 (gene amon). Gene Ontology annotation, molecular function: serine-type endopeptidase activity. Gene Ontology annotation, cellular component: trans-Golgi network; Golgi membrane. The record is from RefSeq and is a predicted model, not a curated record. Lineage: Eukaryota; Metazoa; Arthropoda; Insecta; Coleoptera; Curculionidae. Gene Ontology annotation, biological process: protein processing.
AGUCGUGCGUUUCUUUCGCGUCAAGCCGACGAUCAUGCCUCUUCUUUGGAGGCCGAUUUUUUUCAUUCUUCUUUCGCUAAUUUCAUUCGUUGUCGCUGACUUGUUCAGUAACUCAUUUUUGGUUAGGUUCAAACGCGAUUUGAACCCUGAUGAGGCCCACCAGGUCGCGAAACGUCACGGCUUCGUCAACAUGGGACCGGUUUUACAGUCGAAAAGUGAAUAUCACUUCAUCAAUCAUGCCCUUCCACCUGCCAGGAAGAGAAGGAGCAUCCUACAUACAAGAAAACUGAGAUCAGAUCCUCUGAUCCACAAUGCUAUCCAACAAGCCGGUUUUCUUAGAGUUAAGCGAGGCUACAAGCCUUUAAAAGUGGAGAAUCUAGUGAAAAAUAUACAGCCACAUCAGGAUCCCAGCGAUCCUUAUUUUCCUUUUCAAUGGUACCUGAAGAACACUGGGCAGAAUGGCGGAAAAGCUAAACUGGACCUCAAUGUUGAGGCCGCAUGGGCUCAAGGGGUAACUGGGAAAAAUAUUACCACUGCCAUUAUGGAUGAUGGUGUUGAUUAUAUGCAUCCCGAUUUAAAGUUCAAUUAUAAUGCGAAGGCGAGUUUCGACUUCAGCAGUAACGAUCCAUAUCCGUAUCCUCGAUAUACAGACGACUGGUUUAACAGCCAUGGAACCAGAUGCGCUGGGGAAGUUGCAGCUGCAAGGGAUAAUCGCAUAUGUGGAGUUGGAGUAGCGUAUGAUUCAAAGAUUGCAGGAAUUCGAAUGCUUGAUCAGCCCUACAUGACGGAUUUAAUCGAAGCCAAUUCCAUGGGACAUGAGCCGAACCUCAUAGACAUCUACAGUGCUUCUUGGGGGCCUACUGAUGAUGGAAAAACAGUGGAUGGACCAAGAAAUGCCACCAUGAGAGCGAUCGUUAAGGGCGUGAAUGAGCAACAACUGAUUUGUAUGGAAAAUGCACAACCACCCAUUCAGGUACCAGUGCAGCAGCCCCAGAAGCAGCUGGGGUUUUCGCAUUAGCACUCGCAACAAACUGACCUGGAGAGACAUUCAACAUCUCACAGUGCUAACUUCCAAGCGCAACUCUCUGUUCGAUGCCAAAGGCCGCUUUCAUUGGACUAUGAAUGGAGUUGGUUUGGAAUUCAAUCACUUAUUUGGAUUCGGAGUUUUGGAUGCUGGUGCCAUGGUCGCUUUGGCCAAGCAAUGGAAAAGCGUACCUCCCAGGUACCAUUGCGAAGCUGGUACGGUUUCGGAGACGAGGAAAAUUCCUUCACAAGGAUCGAUGGUUUUAAUGAUCGACACCAACUCCUGCAAAGAAGACAACACCGAAGUGAGAUAUCUGGAACACGUUCAGGCGGUAAUAUCAUUGAAUGCAACUAGAAGGGGCGAUGUUGAGUUAUUCCUGACUUCUCCCAUGGGAACAAGAUCGAUGAUUCUUAGCCGAAGGCGGAACGAUGACGAUAGCAGAGACGGUUUCUCCAAAUGGCCAUUUAUGACGACACACACUUGGGGAGAGUAUCCGCAGGGAAUAUGGAAGUUGGAAGUAAGAUUUAACUCAGAAUCGCCCCAAAGUGGCUUUUUCAAGGAAUGGUCCCUAAUGUUGCACGGAACCAAAGAUCCGCCCUACACUGAACUCCCAGUGCUGGAUCCCCAUUCCAAACUGGCGAUUGUAAAAAAAGCCCACGAGGUAAGAAGCCAGAUGUAAAGAAGCACAAAGGAAAAACCAAAGAAAACUCCAAGAUGAAAAAUAAUAAACCUAUAACGAACAUGCGGAUCAAAUGUUUAUAGAGAUUUUAAUUUUUGUUACACAAUAUAUUUGUUGAAGGAGUAAACUAAACUACUUCUCAAAGUCAUCCUGCAGUUUUAUUCAGUCUACUGCUGUUUUUUAGGGUACACACCAAACCAUUAUUAACAUACAGUCAGGAUAAAUAAAGAUUAUUUUACCGAAAACAUUUUGAGAAAAUCACUAAAUAGAUUGAAUCAAAAGCUAUUAUUAUUGUAUAUUAUAUUCAAAUACAGUUGAGUACAUGUUCUAACGUUAUCAAUUAUUGACAUCGCAUACCAAGACUCAUACAAAAACACCAAUUUAAACCCUUUCAUAAGUAGAGCAAUAAAAGGAAAAUUAAAACUGAUUAAAGUAUGUUAACAUACAACAUAACAUACAGAUAAAUCUCCACUAUUUAUGCAUUACAAAUAUAAUGAUUCAAUGUAUUUGGUCAAUUUCCUUAUUUUCCAUUAACGCAGGCAAUUCACUAAAAGUUCAAAUAAAUACUAAUUUAAUAUAAUUUUCAUCCAACCCAGACAUUUCGCACUAAAACAUGUAGCUUAAAAAAAGUUUAUCAAAAAGAUCCAACAUAUCUACUCAGAAAAAACCUAUCCAAAUAACACCUGUAGUCCAGUAUUUCUUAGUUAUUAUUUUAAGAUUUAUUUUAAGACCUCUUAUAUGCAUAAAAAGCUUGUGAUUAUAGGAAUGUGAAGCACAAUUGAUAAUAAAAUUAAUCGAAUAAAAAUAUUUUACGAA